Molecule: messenger RNA, 3290 nt
Organism: Polyodon spathula (Mississippi paddlefish)
Lineage: Eukaryota; Metazoa; Chordata; Actinopteri; Acipenseriformes; Polyodontidae
Product: guanine nucleotide-binding protein G(I)/G(S)/G(T) subunit beta-1
Exons: 11
Coding region: 430-1452 (340 amino acids)
Biological process (GO): G protein-coupled receptor signaling pathway
Cellular component (GO): heterotrimeric G-protein complex; cytoplasm
Molecular function (GO): signaling receptor complex adaptor activity; protein binding
Source: RefSeq, a predicted model, not a curated record
GCGCCCAUCUCUGCUGUUUGAUGGCCGGAGGAAGAGACUGAUGCGCCGGAGAGAGCCGAGAAAGAGAGGCGAGAGAGAGAGAGAGAGGAAGAAAGGCUAGAGAAGCAGGGUCUGGGCUGAACGAAACAGCGUUGCUUAGAACAACAAACCCAAGAUAUAUAUAUAUAUAUUUUUGUCUUCGCUGCGGUGAACCCUGCCCUUCUCUGCGCCGGUGUUUUUUCCCUUGGCGUAUCGAGAGCUCGGUUCGGGGAGUGCUGUCUGUCUGUCUGUCUGUCGUGUCGGUCGGUCGGAGUGGAGAGGAGAGUCCGGUAUUGCCGUCCCCAGUCAUUGCGAUAUAAACAGCGGGCACCCUGACUGAGAACAGGUCAUCUCUUUCAGAUCUGAGUGUCCCGACAGCAGAAGUGACACGCGCACCUUCAGCACAGCAAAAUGAGUGAACUCGACCAGUUACGCCAGGAGUCUGAGCAGCUCAGGAACCAGAUCAGAGAUGCCAGGAAAUCCUGUGCAGAUGCCACCUUGAGCACGGUCACAGCUAAUAUUGAUCCUGUGGGCAGAAUUCAGAUGCGCACUAGACGAACACUGAGGGGUCAUCUGGCUAAAAUUUAUGCCAUGCAUUGGGGCACUGACUCCAGACUGCUGGUGAGUGCCUCCCAGGAUGGCAAACUCAUCAUCUGGGACAGCUACACCACAAACAAGGUUCAUGCCAUCCCUCUGCGCUCCUCCUGGGUCAUGACCUGUGCGUACGCUCCUUCUGGAAACUAUGUAGCUUGUGGUGGACUUGAUAACGUGUGUUCUAUUUACAACCUGAAAACACGGGAAGGAAAUGUCCGUGUGAGCCGUGAGCUGGCUGGACACACAGGCUACCUGUCUUGCUGUCGUUUCCUGGAUGAUAACCAGAUUGUAACCAGCUCUGGAGACACCACCUGCGCUCUGUGGGAUAUUGAAACUGGCCAGCAGACAACUACAUUUGCUGGCCACACUGGGGAUGUCAUGAGCCUCUCACUUGCACCUGAUACCAGGUGCUUUGUCUCUGGUGCUUGCGAUGCCUCCGCCAAACUUUGGGAUGUCAGAGAAGGAAUGUGCCGACAAACUUUCACCGGACACGAGUCUGACAUCAAUGCCAUCUGCUUCUUUCCUAAUGGCAAUGCAUUCGCAACGGGCUCAGACGACGCCACCUGCAGGCUGUUUGAUCUGCGUGCUGACCAGGAGUUGAUGGUUUACUCUCACGAUAACAUCAUCUGUGGAAUCACAUCUGUAGCGUUCUCCAAGAGUGGCCGUCUGCUGCUAGCUGGAUAUGACGACUUCAACUGCAAUGUCUGGGACUCCCUCAAAGCUGACCGUGCAGGUGUUCUUGCUGGUCACGAUAACAGAGUCAGCUGCUUGGGUGUAACUGAUGACGGCAUGGCCGUUGCAACAGGAUCGUGGGACAGUUUCCUCAAGAUCUGGAACUAAAAAGCCUGAAGAUGGCAUUCGGACUCCAACGUGGCUGGAAGACCAUUCCGACAUAAUUAAAAAUCAUUGCAUAUCCAAUCUACUCAUACUGACUCAAACACCCCCAAAACUACGAAGGGCAAAAUUUUACCUUUCCUUCUCUCGUUUAAAAAGAAGAGCACAACUGUUUAUCACCUAACAAAAGAAGAAUUCCUGUGGUAUUUUAAAGCAAAAAGACAAAAGAUUGUGCAUUUCUUUUGGGACCAUUUUAUGUUUCUGUUUUGAGAGAAAAAGAAAAACACUAUCAUCCCAUACAAAAUGUAACUAGGAAACAAAUGUUUGAGCCUAAUCAUGAAAUGAUCUAACUCUUGCUAGUUUCAUUUUAAAUUUUAGAUCUGUGAGCUUGUUUAACAUUAGUAAUGAAAGCAUUGUUUUAUCACAGUUUAAGGUUUUUAGAAUCCUGUUUGCAGCUGAGUUUAAAAUAAAAAAAUAAGUUACUUGUCUUUCUUUUUUUUUCUUUUUAAAUCAGCUUGAAAACAAACAUAAGGGAGUCCAAGCCCAGCAUUCGGAGCUGUAUAUUUAGUCCCAGAUUUCUUUUCUGUCCUGUGUCACAGAUCUUUGUUUUGCACAAAGAAACUUUGCGUAUGUAGAAUAAUAUUGAAAACGUAAACUAACCAAGCACAUGCUGUUUGUGGUAAUGAAUGCUCGUUUUUAAAAUUAACUUUUUUUUCUUCUCCUUUUUCUGUUGUUGGGUAAUGUAGAAUAACUAAAUGAAGAUGAACCCCUCAAUUUGUUUUGUUUUCUGUUCUGUUGGUUUUCUUUUUGUUUAGGGGGGGUUACAUUUUUACCCCUGUUUACUCUCUGGAGUUUCCUGUUUUUAACAAGAGGUGCCCGUUCCGUGCUUGGAAAUACAGUUAAAACUCUGUGUAUGAAAUCUUGUAUAAAUCAAUGUUUGAAAAUAAUGAUCUUGAACUUUCUAAGUUUAAAAAAAAAAAAAAAAAAAAAAAAAAAAAACUUUUGGUUGUUUGCCAUGGGUGGGUUUACUCUUAGAAUCGCAUGCUGUAGAAUUGCUUAAAAAAAAAAAAAAAAAAAAAAAAAAAAAAAAAAAAAGUGCAUAUGAAACUAAGUCCUUAGAUGUUUUUCUUUAAGAAAAUAACCUGUUAAAACUGUAACCAUUGCCGCUGUAUUCAAUAUUGUUUUGGCUACUGUGCAUACAUCCUUUAAAUUAAAAUGGAAAGCUAUGCACCAAGGAGAAGCACCGUAUAUACAGUGAAAAAAAUAAAACGUACAAGCCUGUUCUUAUGAUCGACAUCUCUGGAAUGAUUCUUAAAGAAAUGAUGAAAAGGUCCAUCCUAUUUGUAACAGAACUCUGGGAGGAAUAUAGUCCAACUCCUACUGCAGUGAAAGAUUUCCAAUACCUGAAUGCUAGAAUCAUUUUGUAACGAACAGGUUUUCUGGCUUUCUUUAAUAUAAAAUAAAAAAAAACGAAGAAAAAAUCGUGCAGCGUUUGGAUGGCAGAAUUUUCUGUUAGUCCCUUUUCACUGGAACGCUCUUUCCUUAGCAAUAGUGGCUUCUUUUUUUCAUUCUGUUUUUUUUCUCUGCGACAUACUGUACAAAAAAAAUGUGCUGUAGUUGUGCGUUAGGCCUGGACUUGGCAAAAAAAUAAAUAAAAUCCCUUUUUCUCUUACUCUCUCUUUCCAUGAAAUAACUGUAGAUCUCUCUGCAUCCCACUGUUCCCUUUUCACCUUUUGUAUUUAAUUUUAAAGUCAGUCAGUGUACUACAGAAAGCUGGAUGCAAGAUAGAUACUAUAUUAAAAUGUACUGUUAUUUAAGAUGUAAUAAAAAGCAGUUUGAGAUGA